AUGUCAGAACGUCGGAGCAAAGUAUUGAUCAUUGGAGCUGGUUACGGUGGUAUCGCCACGGCUAUACGCUUGUUGGACAGUGUAAAGACCACUGACUUCCACAUUUAUGAUAAAGAAUCAACAUUUGGUGGCACUUGGUGGGUUAAUAAAUAUCCGGGAUGCGCAGUUGAUAUUCCGGCUUUUUUUUAUUCGAUUUCGUCUGAUCAGAUCACGGAGUGGAGCAAGCUGUUUCCGCCUCAAGAAGAAAUCAUUAAAUAUGUCCACACAAUAGUUAAGAAGCGAGGAUUAAAUAAUUAUGCGACCUUCGAGGCAACUGUUCAAAAACUUGAUUGGGAUAUUGAAAAUGAAGAAUGGGUAGCUACAAUUAAGCUCAAGGAUGGUUCUGUUGUUAUUCACCGUGCAACCGUUGUUGUCAGUGCCAGGGGUGGACUGGCUGAUCCAAGCUAUCCAUCUAUCCCUGGUCUUGAAGUUGAUCGCGAGACUCGAGUCUUUAAAGGCGAUUAUGCACACUCAGCAAAAUAUGACACUAAUAUUGUAACUGAAGGUAAAGAUGUUAUUAUUAUUGGCAAUGGUUGUAGCGCUGCCCAAAUUAUACCAGCUAUUGCUGAUGAAGCUAAGUCAGUGUCUCAAUUUGCCCGAUCAAGCCACUGGCUCAUGCCUCAGCCCAAAGCGUCGCCAAAAGUUAUUAAGUGGAUUAUCGAGCAUAUCAUUGGAUAUAAGCUUGCAAGAUUCUUGGCAUUCUUUGCUUUGGAGUUACAGUUCCCAAUGUUUCAGACUAAGGGAUUUUUAACUAGUAUUGUUAGGGGAUUGUCCACGAGGUUGUCGAAAAAACACGUCUUUAAGACAGCACCUAAAAAGUAUCAUGAUAUGCUAAUCCCUGAUUUCAAGAUUGGCUGUAAAAGGCGUAUUUUCGAUGACGGGUAUUUGCAGAGCUUAAACAAUGAAAACGUUCUUUUGACCAAGGAUCCCAUUGUUUCUGUCACUGAGGAUAGUGUUGUCACCAAGUCUGGCGAGCGCUAUCAUGCUGACGUUAUCAUUGCUGCUACUGGUUUCGAUAUUAAAAGAUCUGCCGGUAAUGUUGAUGUGUAUGGCAUAAACAAGAAAGAAGAUAUGAAGCAAUAUUGGGACCGGACUGGCCUCUCUGCUUACAGUACAGCCCAAGUCCCAGGCUAUCCCAAUUUUUUUAUUGUUGGUGGACCCAACCAUGCCACGGGACACACUUCAGUGAUACUUCAAAUUGAAAAUAUCUUGACCUAUGUUGAAAAAGUUGGCCGGUAUGUGUUUAAUGGCACUGCUUCAAGUGUAGAUGUUAAGGCAACCGCUUACGAAGAAUGGAAAGAUGAGUUAGCGGAAGCAUCGAAAAAUUCUGUAAUCAUUGCCGGUGGUUGUAGUUCUUGGUAUGUCGAAGAUGGACGUAACAUUGCAUUCUAUCCUUGGUCUCAAAUUACUUAUUGGUAUCGGUCAACCUUCCCUAAAUUCCAAGAUCAAACGUAUCAUUGGACUGGAAAAAACCAGUUUAUUGUUGAACGACAAAGAAAACUAUUUGCAUUGGGAAGCUUGGCUGCUGUAGCUUCAGCUAUUGCCUACAGAUUUACCUAA
This is a messenger RNA of Sugiyamaella lignohabitans, 1599 nucleotides long. RefSeq lists its product as uncharacterized. The transcript has a single exon. NCBI's taxonomy places the organism in Eukaryota, Fungi, Ascomycota, Dipodascomycetes, Dipodascales, Trichomonascaceae. The record is from RefSeq and is a predicted model, not a curated record. The coding region runs from base 1 to 1599 and encodes 532 amino acids. Gene Ontology annotation, molecular function: flavin adenine dinucleotide binding; NADP binding; N,N-dimethylaniline monooxygenase activity.